AAUUUGGCGAUUUGUAUUUUGUGCCCUACCGCCGCUGCUACUACACCAGAAUCGCUUCAUAACGUCGCCCUUCUACUUCUACUGUUUGUCGCCCGCCAUCUCCUCCACCAAUAGAAAUGAGCUUAUUCGCCCAGAUAAAAGAAAGAGGUUGUCCAGGUUAAGCCGGCCAAAAGACUGCCCUACCCUUGCGUCUCCAAGAAACACCCCGCCUCUUCUCCUCCAUCGAUCGACAGCCCUAAUCGCACAUCUCUUCUCCAUCGAUCCAGGCCCUCUUCUCCUCCAUCGAUCAACCGAUUGAUAGUCUUCUCCAUCGCUCACGGCCCUCUUCUCCUCCAUCGAUCGACAGGUUCUUCUCCAUUGCUCACGACCCUCUUCUCCAUCGAUUGACAGGUUCUUCUCCAUCACUCACGACCCUCUUCUCCAUCGAUUGACAGAUUAAAGAAUGGAAGACAAAGAAGAAACGAAGACGUUCAAAGAACUAGGAGUAGUUGAUCAGUUGAUCGAAGCAUGUGAUAGUCUUGGCUGGAAAAAUCCUUCUAAAAUACAGGCCGAAGCCAUUCCUCAUGCACUUGAAGGGAAGGACUUGAUUGGGUUAGCACAGACUGGUUCUGGUAAAACCGGAGCUUUUGCUCUCCCAAUACUCCAAGCUUUGUUGGAAACUCCACAAGCCUUUUUUGCGUGUGUGCUUUCUCCCACAAGGGAACUUGCAAUUCAGAUUGCGGAGCAGUUUGAAGCGUUGGGAUCUAGCAUUGGCGUGAAGUCCGCAGUGCUUGUUGGAGGGGUGGAUCAGGUACAACAAAGCAUUGCUCUUGGAAAGCGGCCACACAUUAUUGUUGCAACACCUGGACGUCUCGUGGAUCAUUUAUCCAAUACUAAAGGGUUUUCUCUUCGUACUAUAAAGUACUUGGUAUUGGAUGAGGCAGACAGGUUGCUAAAUGAGGACUUUGAGAAGUCGUUAGAUGAAAUAUUAAAUGCGAUUCCUCGUGAACGGAGGACAUACUUAUUCUCUGCUACAAUGACUAAGAAGGUGCAAAAGCUGCAGAGAGCUUGUCUAAGAAAUCCUGUAAAGAUCGAAGCAGCGUCUAAAUAUUCCACCGUUGACACCUUGAAACAGCAGUUUCGUUUUGUUCCUGCCAAACACAAGGACUGUUAUCUUGUAUAUAUCUUGAUCGAAAAGUCUGGAAGUACAUCGAUGGUUUUCACUCGAACUUGUGAAGCCACCCGUCUUUUGGCUUUGAUGUUGCGGAACCUUGGUCUACGGGCAAUCCCGAUUUCUGGUCAAAUGACUCAGGCAAAAAGGCUUGGUGCAUUGAACAAAUUCAAGGCUGGAGAAUGUAAUAUUCUAAUCUGUACCGAUGUGGCUAGUAGAGGACUAGAUAUUCCGUCGGUUGAUAUGGUCAUAAAUUACGAUAUUCCCACAAACUCAAAGGACUAUAUUCAUCGAGUUGGAAGAACUGCACGUGCAGGACGAUCUGGGGUUGCCAUCUCGUUAGUGAAUCAGUAUGAGCUGGAGUGGUAUAUCCAGAUAGAGAAACUAAUUGGUAAGAAGUUGCCUGAGUUUCCAGCUGAAGAAGCAGAAGUUUUGUUGCUGUUGGAGCGGGUGACAGAGGCUAAACGGCUAUCUCUGAUGAAAAUAAAGGAAACGGGUGGUGGGAAGAGGAGAAGAGGGGAUGACGAUGAGGGAGACGUUGAAAAAUCCCACACGAAGAACAAAAAGUCGUCGUCAAAACGACGUUAGAUAGAGAGAUAAAAAUCACAAUUUUGGCUUCAUUUAUGUGUUUGAGGUGAAUGGUAAGAUGCCCAUAGGAUACAUCUUUCAGCAUUAGAGUCAUCACAGAUGAUGUUAAUUAUAGUGAUGUGUAUUAAUUUUGAAGCUACAAGUAGGUUUUUUAAAGUAUACACACCUUUCUAUUUGUAUUGUUUUUGGUUUCUUG
This is a messenger RNA of Cynara cardunculus var. scolymus (artichoke), 1934 nucleotides long. RefSeq names its product DEAD-box ATP-dependent RNA helicase 10-like. The transcript is spliced from 15 exons. Gene Ontology annotation, molecular function: ATP binding; nucleic acid binding; RNA helicase activity. The record is from RefSeq and is a predicted model, not a curated record. Lineage: Eukaryota; Viridiplantae; Streptophyta; Magnoliopsida; Asterales; Asteraceae. The coding region runs from base 443 to 1738 and encodes 431 amino acids.